Messenger RNA from Eutrema salsugineum, 1485 nucleotides. RefSeq names its product integrator complex subunit 3. NCBI's taxonomy places the organism in Eukaryota, Viridiplantae, Streptophyta, Magnoliopsida, Brassicales, Brassicaceae. Gene Ontology annotation, cellular component: cytoplasm. The transcript has a single exon. Bases 49 to 1467 code for a protein of 472 amino acids. The record is from RefSeq and is a predicted model, not a curated record.
CCCUAAGCUUUACCCCCAAAUCACUUCUCUCUCUCUCUCUCGAAGGGGAUGAUGGAAAGCGGAAACCAUUUGGUUGCGUCGAAACUGAUUCGAGUCUCUCUACACGAAGUCGAAAACCAUCUCGAACUCUCGCUGCGUCAAGCUUACGAGAGCCUCGAGCCGAAACUCCGGCCACCGUUUUCCCUGGAAAUCCCAGACCCGCAAGAGUAUCUUGAGCUCAAUAGAGCCAUCGUCUAUGGCGUUUUAUGUGAUUCCGAUUCUCGUAAAACCCAUAUCAAGCAUCUACACGCUCUCGUCGCUGAUGGGUAUGCGUUUUUCACUAGUUUGCUCGUUGGAAUCGUCGUUGAAUUGUAUGGUAAGCUUGUUGAUUCCGCUAAGGAGCAGAUGAUUUGGGUAACGAAGGAGAUGAUCGGUGUUUCGAGUGUUGGGCUUGAGGAUUUGCUCGUGUAUUUGCUAAGAAGAAUUGGAAGUGGGGAUUAUGGUGAUGAGAAUGUUUGGCUUUGUUCUGAAUUGGUAAGCUUGUUUCUUGAAGAAUGGGAUUGUUUGCUUGAAGAUUCUCCUUUGGUUUUGACUAGUGCUCUGUAUGGUUUUCUUCGUUUAUUAGCGGAACAUUGUAAGGUUUCAGGCGUAGCAAAGCUCGAAAAUUUGAAGAGAUUGGAGAUCAAAUUCUGUGUUAAAAUGUUUAGAGAGCAGAUGGAUUUGUGUUUGAAGAUUGGAAGAGAUCUUCUCCGGUUAUUGCUGGAUCUAGUUCACUUGUCUGAGUUCAGAGAGAUAUGGAACGAUUUGUUCGUAAACUUUGACAUUUCGCGGAUUUACAAGUCGAAAACUUCGAGUAGAUACUUCCUUCUCCGAAUCACUCCUGAGAUGGAAACUCAACUAAGGUUCUUGCUUGGAAAUGUGAAACUAGGAAGCCAUAAGCGGCAUCAGAUAUGGUUCUUGAAGAAGUUUCUCUUAGGUCCUGAAAAAGAAACGCUUUUGAUCGAUAUAGUGCGAUUCAUCUGCUGUGUGAUUCACCCGAGUAACGAAAUCAUCCGAUCAGAGAUCUUGCCAAGAUGGGCUAUCAUAGGAUGGUUUCUUGAACUUUCUAGGCACAACCAAUACAUCGAACAAGGCGUUAAGCUGGCUCUGUUUUACGACUGGCUCUUCUUUGACGAAAGAGUCGAUAAUAUAAUGAAUGUUGAACCAGCUGCUCUACUGAUUGCAUGGUCAAUACCACAGUAUCCACACAUCACUCGCUCUUUACUUGAGUUCUUGCUUCAUCUUGUGGACACUCAGGACACAAACCAUCGAGAUUUGGUUGCGAGAGGUGUGGCAUCAACGUUUAGAGAGAUUGAGCGGAAAGGAGUUGUUCGAUCGUUAGAUGUAUUUCUAUCAAAUCCUGCAGUUGUAUCAGACCUGAAGAUGAAGCUAGCAAAUCUGUUGUCAUCUCAUGGAGAGAAGGUGGAAGUGGAGAGAGUUGACAAAUGAAUUGGGCCUUUAUAUGAA